AUGGCAUCCUCAGCAACUCCGGCCACACCAACACUGCCCAAGUCAAGCUCCCCCUACAUCAUAGACAAGAAGCCAAUCGCCUGUGGCAAGUACCAAGGCCUCGGUGUUCUCACUUACAUCGACCCAAGAGACAAAGACGAAGUGAUCCGAGAACGGGACUUUGUCUUCCUCCGCAAUUACCCUGACCUGCAUCAGCCAGUCGGGAUGCUAGUCCCCAACAUCUACAGAGACUCCCGGGGCAGGUGGUGCACUAUCCUGGUUCAGCAGUUCCGCCCCCAAUACGAAGCCGACACGAUCGAGUUCCCAGCUGGCUUUGUAAGCCGCCGCAGGGCCGAGACGGCCGAGCAGGCUGCUGUGAGGGAGCUGGAAGAGGAAACUACCAAGACAGGCUCGGUGAUUGGGCCAACAAGCCCUCCGUUGACCUCGGAGCCGGUGCCUAUUGUUGCGAAGCUCAGCGCAGUUUUUGUUUGUGCGAGAGAUAAAGAUGGGGAGGAAGAGGGGCAGCAGAGGUUGGAUAAGGGAGAGUUUACGGUUGAGUGGGAGGUGCCAUUGAGGGAGUUGGAGACCAAGCUCAAUGAGCUGAGAGAUCAACACGACGUUGUUGUUGAUCCGAGGGUCUGGAUGUUUGCUAUGGGAAUUCGUUAUGCACAGGAGCUCGAAUUAUAG
This is a messenger RNA of Podospora pseudocomata, 666 nucleotides long. RefSeq lists its product as uncharacterized. The transcript has a single exon. The record is from RefSeq and is a predicted model, not a curated record. Gene Ontology annotation, biological process: nucleoside phosphate metabolic process; ribose phosphate metabolic process. Bases 1 to 666 code for a protein of 221 amino acids. NCBI's taxonomy places the organism in Eukaryota, Fungi, Ascomycota, Sordariomycetes, Sordariales, Podosporaceae.